Oncorhynchus gorbuscha (pink salmon) is the source of this 1741-nucleotide messenger RNA. Its product is annotated as ras-related protein Rab-8A. Bases 57 to 677 code for a protein of 206 amino acids. Gene Ontology annotation, cellular component: dendritic spine; plasma membrane; trans-Golgi network transport vesicle. Gene Ontology annotation, biological process: Golgi vesicle fusion to target membrane; regulation of exocytosis; protein localization to plasma membrane. The record is from RefSeq and is a predicted model, not a curated record. Gene Ontology annotation, molecular function: GTP binding; GTPase activity. The transcript is spliced from 8 exons. Lineage: Eukaryota; Metazoa; Chordata; Actinopteri; Salmoniformes; Salmonidae.
ACUAACCAUAUCUCUUUACACAGCUGCCGGGCGGGAUUUCCGCAAUAGCUAAUAACAUGGCGAAGACUUACGAUUACUUGUUCAAAUUACUGUUAAUCGGCGAUUCUGGCGUCGGAAAGACUUGUGUGUUGUUCAGAUUUUCAGAAGAUGCGUUUAACUCAACGUUUAUCUCGACAAUAGGUAUUGAUUUCAAAAUUAGAACAAUAGAACUAGACGGGAAGAAGAUCAAGCUACAGAUAUGGGACACAGCUGGCCAGGAGCGGUUUCGAACAAUCACAACGGCAUAUUACAGAGGAGCCAUGGGCAUCAUGUUAGUCUUCGACAUCACCAACGAGAAGUCAUUUGAAAACAUCAAGAACUGGAUAAGGAAUAUAGAGGAGCAUGCCUCUGCAGAUGUCGAGAAGAUGGUGCUGGGCAACAAGUGUGACGUCAAUGACAAGCGACAGGUGUCCAAAGACAGAGGGGAGAAGUUAGCGUUGGAGUACGGUAUUAAGUUUAUGGAGACCAGUGCAAAGGCCAACAUCAACGUGGAGAAUGCAUUUAUGACCCUUGCCAGAGACAUCAAGGCGAAAAUGGACAAGAAACUGGAGGGCAACAGUCCUCAGGGCAGCAGUCAGGGGGUGAAGAUCACAGAGCAGCCCAAGAAGAGCAGUUUCUUCCGCUGCACCCUCCUGUGAGGACCACGGCCUUCUCAUUGUCCACAGCUGGACAGAACUGGACUGAGCUUGCUCAGAGCUCUCCUCUCUUUAGCCCUGUUCUCAUCCCUUUCUCAUUCCCCAUAUCCCAGGCCUCUGGGUUUUGAGCUUUUUUUUCUGAUUCACCAUGUGUCCCCCAGUUUAAAAACGGAUGUAUUCAUUGGUCAGGCGGAUCAAUCAGUUGCUCAAUCAGGGUUGUUAGAUGGAGAUCUCUAUACCGGGCACUCCUCAUGCUCUUAUAUCGUUUCUCAUAAUUACACUUAGGCUUCUGCUCCUCCUCUCUUUGUCUUAUGCAACUGGUAUUGUUACAGGUACUUCAUGUUGCUAUGUGGUUGCACUGCUGCCAAAGUUGAUGCUUAGUGAGUUUUUUUCUUUUCUUCUCAACAUGAAUUAACCUUAAAAGCAGUGGCUUAUUUCCAUGAUAAGACUAGUUAACCAUCAUAUACAUCUGACGUCUUCUGUCAGAGUUGCCUUCUAUGUCAUCUAGCUACUACUAUGGAGAUCUAUGCGUCCCUGUUUUUUCCUUUCUCAAAUGAUAGUGAUUCUCUCUUCUACCUUGACAUUACUCAUUUGCCAUCCAAGAAAGGACACUUAUGUUCUUAAGAUAAUACCUAGAAAAAUUCUGAAGUCUUACCAUGUUAAUAGUGAAGACGUGUGAGGUGAGGACAGUGGGAAGGUAGGCCCCUAAAUGGCAGGCAAUCCAAGAAAUAAGAUGAGUAGGUGGCCAGUACGUUGUAAUAAACUUUUCUGAUCUGUUAACAGAAAAUAUACAUAUUGGAGCAGAUCGGCAUUGUACUUGAGGAUGCACAACUGCAAUGCAUUUUGACGCUGACUGUAGAGAAGUCAAAACGCGUUGCAGUUGUGUCUCCUCAUGUACAUUGCCGAUCUGCUCCAAUAUGUAUAUAUUUCUGUUAACAGUUCACUGAAAUGUAUUGCAACGUACUGGCUGCCUAAUCAUGAUUUUUUUUUUUUCAAUAGUGGACAUUCCAUCUUAGACAUACCUAAAAAAUAAAAUAAAAAGAACUGUGUUCAUCAUUUUACAUGUA